This is a messenger RNA of Ipomoea nil (Japanese morning glory), 1153 nucleotides long. Its product is annotated as 36.4 kDa proline-rich protein-like. Lineage: Eukaryota; Viridiplantae; Streptophyta; Magnoliopsida; Solanales; Convolvulaceae. The coding region runs from base 125 to 871 and encodes 248 amino acids. The transcript is spliced from 2 exons. The record is from RefSeq and is a predicted model, not a curated record.
GGCAUUUUGUUUGUUUUCUCUACUCACUACACUCACCGACUCACCUCACUGUUCUAUAUAACUCCUCACCCUAUCUGCAAUUCUCAUCACCAUUCUCUCUUCCUUCCUUCUUCAUCACUAAACCAUGGAGGUCUCUAAGGUAACCGCUCUUCUUCUCAUUUCCAUGCUUUUCAUUUCCUCCGCCACUCCCAUUUUGGCCUGUGGCUCCUGCGGAAAGCCCAGUCACAAGCCCAAAAAGCCCACCCCUAAGCCACCAAUUACUAUUAAACCUCCGGUCACCCUCCCACCGGUCGUUAAACCUCCCGUUACCGUGCCGCCGAUCACCCUCCCACCGGUGGUCAAGCCCCCAGUUCCCAUCCCUCCGAUUACACUCCCGCCGGUCGUCAAGCCCCCAGUUCCCAUCCCUCCGAUUACACUCCCCCCGGUGGUCAAGCCCCCAGUUACCGUUCCUCCGAUUACACUCCCGCCGGUGGUCAAGCCCCCAGUUCCCAUCCCUCCGAUUACCCUCCCACCAGUGGUGAAGCCCCCAGUUACCGUCCCUCCAAUCACUCUGCCUCCGGUGGUCACUCCGGUCACUCCCGGGCCGGCCAAGCCCUGCCCACCGGCGGCGGCGACCUGCCCCAUUGACACCCUGAAGCUCGGCGCGUGCGUGGACCUUCUCGGAGGCCUGGUUCACGUCGGGCUCGGCGACCCCGCCGUGAAUGAAUGCUGCCCCAUUCUUAAAGGGCUGGUUGAGCUCGAAGCCGCGGCUUGCCUGUGCACAACCUUGAAGAUUAAGGCUCUCAACCUCAGCAUUUACGUUCCGCUCGCUCUUCAGCUCCUCGUCACCUGCGGCAAGACUCCUCCUCCUGGAUACACUUGCGCUCUCUAAACCACCCUACCACUAAGGGUCUAAGCUGUAGAUUUGAUGGAUUGACAUGAAAGGAUGUCGAGCCUAUGAUUUCUUUCUUCAUGAUUCCACUCCCACCCACCCACCCCUACUCCCACCCCCCACCCCUUAGUAUCUCUUUCUCUAUAGUGUGGAUUGAAGUUAUGCAUCUUUGGGUUUAUUUGAACAGCAAUUUAUUGAUGGUAAUUUUAUUUCAUGUGUAAUGUUAAUGUUAAUUUUAUUUGUUUUAUUUAUUUCAAUUGAGUAAUGCAAUAGUGUCACUAA